Messenger RNA from Culicoides brevitarsis, 5105 nucleotides. RefSeq lists its product as uncharacterized. Lineage: Eukaryota; Metazoa; Arthropoda; Insecta; Diptera; Ceratopogonidae. The record is from RefSeq and is a predicted model, not a curated record. The transcript has 9 exons. The coding region runs from base 489 to 4547 and encodes 1352 amino acids.
GUUUGCCGUUCAUGAAAGACGAUCGAAAGAGAAGAAAACUCUUAUUACGCGUUCAGUGCUUUAAAAUUGUUUUUGUGCUCACAAUCGGAAAAAAGUAACAAUCAGCAUCAAUAGUGCUCGAACAAUCAUUUAAAAUACAUAAAAUUUAAACUUAUAUUAAAGUGAAACUAUUGAAAAUAAAUAAUUAAAUAUUUAUAAAAAAGAGAAAAAUAUAUUUGUACAAACUUCAAAGAAAAUUUGUUGAUGAAUUGAAAAUAAAAUUGAAAAAAAAACACUUGUGUGUAAAUAUUUACAAAUAAAGUGACGUAAAGUGAAAAUUUUGCACCGAGAAAACUCAGGAUAAUAAAUAAAUAAAAGAUACUGAUACAUUUGAAUGGCUGCUUCUAUUCUGUCUCCGUGGAUAUUUGUUCAGUUUUUGUUUUGUUGCAAUAUUGAAUAUUUGACGGCAACAUCGGAAACGAAUGGUUGCUUGAUGGAACGUUUCUCCAAUGGACGAGUACUAUGAAUGGAUUAAGGAAUUACUUGCCGAGGAAAAUAUCGACUUGGAUGCACUCAAAACGACAAAAAACCCCGACGUAUUAACACACAUUCACGAAGCAGUACGAGACUUACGCGAUUCACUCGAAAUUGUACGACAAGACAUUGGUUACGUCGAAAAGGGAAUUUAUUCUAAAGCGAAGGUAAACAAGUGUGCAGUGCAUGGCGAUCAAUUGGUGAUUAGCGAAACAAGUGACGAGGAACAUUUUCAGGGUAAAAAGAAAGCAGGAGGAUAUUCGAGUACAACAUCUGAUCCGGAUAGACCGAUAAAUCGUUUGCCGAAGAGAAUCAAGGAGCGUCACGUGUCGGAAAAGACAAAGUGUUUGCUUUUGGGACUUCCGUAUUACUUUCCGGAGAAAGAUGAUGAGACAGAGAGUCCCGAUUCAAGUGAUCUUGAAGAAAUUAAGAAGCGAUGUAAGGCAUUGAGGGAACAAUAUCAAGUGUUACAGAAGAAAAAAGAGCAAAAAAGUCACCGAAAACGCCCGGCUUUAACAAAAAUCACAUCGGGAAGUCAAACAACGACAUCAGAUCUGAACAAUACACUCGAAUUCGAUCGAAAAGUGUUAGAUACAGACUCGGAUUAUCCAUCAAACGUUCGUUCUCGACGUUCAUACGACGAACCUAACAUUCGUUUGCCUCCAAAACCAACAAAAUACGUCAAAUCUCCCGAGUUGGUUGUUUCAAAAAAAGAUCAAUCCGACAUUUUAAGUGUUCCAACAUUCAGCGAAGCCGAAAGUGUCGUUUUUGUCGAGAAACCAGUCGACAAAUCUCGAAGCAGUUCGAAAAAACGUUCGAAAAAGGAUCGAAAAAAAGUCCCAAAAACCGAAAGUGCGAUCCAAACAUCCCCUGAUAAGGAACAACAACGCUAUGCUCGAUCUAGAUUCCUCCGAAGCGAUCGCCCAAAAUCUGCGAGACCCGAAAGACGAUUACUCCGUUUAAAUAACUAUUUGUGCUUCAAACCGGAGACUCCUCAAGAAACCACAAAAGACGAAACACUUCAAAUCACCAAAACUGUGACAGAAAAUGUGAAUGAAAUCACAAAAGAAAUUACGGAAAAUGCAACGUACGACGUUCAAACAUUUGAAAAUAGCACAGCACAAAUAGAGUCUCCGAAGAAAGCACGUCAAAAGUCACAAUCUUGCACGCGCGACACAAGCACAGAACUGAAACAAUCACACAGACGGUCAAAAAAACCACUUGGCAAAGAUUUUUCGAGUCAAACAGAUCUUACGAGCAAAUCACAGCAACAAAAACGCGACAGAAAACUAACGAAAGGCGUUCAAUUCAGUUAUGAGGAUUUGGUUAACUUGAAUGACAUUGAUCGUGAUCCGAUACGAAAGACAAACAGUAGUAGUCAAACAGAUCUCGAGAAAACUGUUGAACCCGUUGGCAUUCUCAAACGAACAUUAACUGAGCCUACUCUUCAAGUGAAAAAAUCCGAAGGGCAAAAACCCAAAUUUGUGUCAAUUGUCGAUUCAGGUAUCCAAACAUCCUUCGAUCGAGGAGAAAACAACAAAAUUUCUACUUUUGAGAAGUCUCUUAUUCCCGUCAUUAAAACUACGAGUGAAAGUCAAACAGGUGACAGUUUAGAAUCUCAAGUUCGCGUUGACAACGAUAGUCAAACGAGCUUAGAAUACAAACAUUUCGAACAAAGUUACAAAAAAUCCGAGGAAAUGCAAAAUAUUGCAGGAAGCAACAUGAACGCCCAUAUUAAUUUGCACAUUAAGGUUUCGUCAAACGUUCAAAUGGAUGGAAAUACUUCAGAAGUCGAAUCAGAUACCUUGAAAGAGGAAAAACCCGCUGAACCAAAUCUCGUACGUGAAGAAACACUAACAGUUGACAAUCAAAAACUCACAAUUCGUGUCAUUUCUGAAGAAAAUCUCUGCGUUUCACAAUCAAAUGACGGAGAACUCGACGUCAAACGUGUUUCAACCGAAAAUUUAGACAUUCAACGAGGCAGAAACAACGCAGAUACAGACAAAAACUUAGAUAUUGAUGAAAUUUCCGUACACUCGUUAUCAGAAGGAGACAAUUCUGUCUUUACAGAUGGGCAUGUAACGCCUACCGAACAUGAAGGAGCUGUUGGAGGACAAAUACAUACAAGAAAAUCCGCAUCUGAGCAUCAAGAAGAUCAAGUAGAUGAUAUAGAGUUGAUUUUCUCGUCUGAUGACAAAGAUUUUACGCAAGAAGAUAUGGUUUCGUUCACGGAAUACGAGCCAUGGCAAGAACCCGGAGGUACGGGAACACCAAUUCUCGUGAAAUUCAACAAAAAACCGUCAAUUGAACGUGAUGUCGAUCAACAGAAACGUCGCAAUAGACAACUUGUAAAACAAGAUUCGGGCGCACAAACAGAACGUGAUGCGAAAUUUCAAAGUAUCGGAAAUAAUGAGACUUUUACGUAUGAAGUGAACAAAACAGGUAGCGAAUUUUCAUCAAAAAUGCCGAGUUUGGAGAAGGAAAGUAGUUAUGAGCAAGAAAUACUGUCGCGCGAAGAAAGUUUCGACACAUUUGAACAAGCUGUAAGCUCGGCAAUUCAACGUAGAUGGACCAAGGCGAGUAUUUUAGUCGAAACAGACAUCUCUAAAUGCGGCAUAACGGAAGAAAUUAAGGAAGAAAUGCUCAUGGGAUUCCCGCGACGUAACACAUGCCCAAAUCCAGCUCCAUACAGGCCAAUUAUGCAUAGCAAUCCCCGCCAAAAGCAGGCUGUUAAAUUUGUACGAAGCCCACGUACAUACGCAUCGCACUUUCAAGCUCCCAAAACGUGCUUGCGAACUAAAAUAAGCGAGACAGAAACGGAUGAUCAUCAUCGAUGUAGCAGCGCAGUGCAAACAGAUAUUUCUGCAUUACCGCCUCAAUGGCGUUCUGAAAGUCAUUUAUCAAAAAAUGAAUAUGGCAUUGGAUUGUAUACGUUGCCCUCAAAAUACGAGACUCCCGUAAAAGGACUUGCUGGAUUUAAAUGUCCUUUGAGAUUAUCCGAGAAGACACAGGAAAAUCGGCGCGUAUUGCUGAGCGACAUCCAUUUCACGAGUAUGGUACCUGAGUUAUCUCGUUCUGCGGAUCAUAUUUGUCCCGAUGAAGAGAUAACAGAAUCGGAUGCUGAAAGUAAGUCUAACGAUUAUUACAAAGGACAUUUGUUGCAAACGCCGGAUUAUGUGAGCAAAGGUUUAACUCCAAGUCACAGUCUUACAUCGCCGGGCAUCAGUAAUUGGACUGUAAAUGAAGGAAGUCAAACGACGCAAACAGGAGGAUAUUGGGACCGCGGUGAUUCAUUUGACUCAUCCAAAUCCAAUUCACUGUAUGCAACAAAUUUAGAAAAACAUCAUCGAUCACGCAGUGUUCCGUCAAUUAAAUGCAUUGUGUGCCGACAAACGCAACCUCAGCACAAUUCAGGGGGCAUGCGAGUAUCGGAGAGCAUGCAUUAUGGAACGAAAGGCAUUCAUGAUCAACCUCAAAAGUGUCGCGGUUCAUUGCCCGAUUUGCGACAUCAUUGCGCGUGUCGACGAUACGAUGGACCAUCUCUUCACAAAAUUCAUGCUGAAUCCGAAGAAUCAACCGAAAGCCUAAUUGAAGAACCCGAGGAAUAUCAUCGCGUUUCAACACACAGCAUUGCAAACACCUUAACACUCGAAGACACUUUAGAUGCAUGCACAAGUAGGAGACGAUCUGAAAACGACAUUGGAAAACUUUUCAUUCCGCCGCCAUGUCAACUUCCAUUUUUGCCACGCACGCCUGAAACACUGAAAAUCGGGAAUUUAGCAAAAGUUAUUCUAAGAUCGGGUCGAAUUGCUGUCGGGCGUAUACGAUUUGUCGGAUGUGUGAGAGAUGAGGAAGAAGAAGGAGAAACACGACGAAAACAAAACAAAGAAGAUGACGUGUUCAUUGGUGUUCAAUUACCUUCUGAAUGGGGCGAUUCUGACGGAACUUACAAUGAAAAACGAUUUUUCGAUUGCCCCCCAAUGCAUGGAGCAUUUGUGCCAUUUAGUAAAAUCAUUAUGGCAUGGAAUGUCUAAACUCACACAUUAUCUUAGAAAAUUCAGUACAAAUCUGAUGUUCAUUUUACUCGUUACUCGUUGUUUAACAUAUAAAACCCAAUAAACACAUAUAAAUGGCAAUGAUGCAUUACAUCAACAUUCUAUUGGUUCAUAAUUGACCACAAAACCUGAGAAUUAACAUAACAAUUAAUGUCUAUAAUCGUUGUUUUAUGUCAAAAUAAUAAUAAAAAUGAUAGAAAGCCUAACAAUGAGUGCUUAAAAAUGGACCUAACAGAAACUAGUCAUAAGUCGAAUGAUUGAAGAAUCAGAAAGUUAAAACAUAAGGCGUCUCCAUCGGAUAUCACAAAACAAAUAAACUUUUACUUUAACUUUUUUCAUUAAAUAAAAACAUUUUUUUCACGCAGACAAUAAACUUGCGACAACCUUCAAACUUUCCAAUAAUAAAUUUUCCGUCCAUUUCAGUUUUAUUUUCGUAGAUUUUGAGUCAAAACACUAUUUUUGCAUACUAAAAUUCUCUAUUGAGCUAUUUACAAGUAGAAUCUGAAUCCGUAACAAACAAAUAUUUAAUAAAUUUAA